Molecule: messenger RNA, 6719 nt
Organism: Loxodonta africana (African savanna elephant)
Lineage: Eukaryota; Metazoa; Chordata; Mammalia; Proboscidea; Elephantidae
Gene: KLHDC4
Product: kelch domain containing 4
Exons: 12
Coding region: 69-1835 (588 amino acids)
Molecular function (GO): protein binding
Source: RefSeq, a predicted model, not a curated record
CGGGCCCUUCCCCCGCCAGGACCUGCUUCCGGCGGGUGUUGAGCUUGCGUUUCCUUAGACCCGGCGCGAUGGGCAAGAAGGGCAAGAAAGAAAAGAAGGGCCGUGGGGCCGAGAAGACGGCCGCCAAGAUGGAGAAGAAGGUGUCCAAGCGCUCGCGGAAGGAAGAGGAAGACCUUGAAGCUCUGAUAGCCCAUUUCCAGACACUAGAUGCUAAAAAGACUCAGAUUGUAGAAACACUGUGUCCCCCACCUUCUCCCAGGUUAAACGCAUCAUUCUCUGCUCAUCCUGAGAAAGAUGAGUUGAUUCUUUUCGGAGGUGAAUAUUUCAAUGGCAAAAAAACGUUUUUGUACAACGAGCUUUAUACCUACAAUAUCAGAAAGGGUACAUGGACUAAAGUUGAAAUCCCUAAUCCACCUCCCCGGCGCUGUGCUCACCAGGCCGUGGUGGUGCCUCAGGGCGGUGGACAGCUGUGGGUUUUUGGAGGGGAGUUUGCCUCUCCUGAUGGGGAGCAGUUCUACCACUAUAAGGAUCUCUGGGUGCUGCACUUGGCCACCAAGACCUGGGAGCAAGUCAGAUCUGCAGGGGGCCCUUCAGGGCGGAGUGGACACCGGAUGGUAGCCUGGAAGAGACAGUUGAUUCUCUUUGGCGGUUUCCAUGAGAGUACAAGAGACUACAUCUAUUACAACGAUGUGUACACCUUUAAUCUGGACACCUUCACGUGGACCAGGCUAUCUCCCUCGGGGAUGGGGCCCACCCCAAGGUCUGGCUGCCAGAUGUCCGUCACUGCCCAGGGUGGCAUCAUCAUGUACGGAGGCUACUCCAAACAGAGAGUCAAGAAGGAUGUGGACAAGGGCACCCUGCAUUCAGACAUGUUUCUGCUGAAGUCCGAAGAUGGAAAAGAAGGCAAGUGGGCCUGGACACGAAUGCACCCCUCGGGAGCCAAGCCCACCCCGAGGUCUGGCUUUUCAGUGGCCAUGGCCCCAAAUCAUCAGACAGUGCUCUUCGGGGGUGUGUGUGAUGAGGAAGAGGAAGAGACCCUGGAGGGCGAUUUCUUCAAUGACCUGUAUUUCUACGACACUGUCAGGAACCGCUGGUUUGCGGGACAACUCAAGGAACCCAAGUCUGAGAAGAAGAGGCGGCGGCGUGGCAGGAAAGGGGAGCCCCGAGGUGGUGACGAGCAGGCAGGAGAGGAACCCAGCCCUCAGGAGCCCCUGGAGGUGGUCCGAGAGGUGACUACUGAGGACGGGACUGUGAUCACCAUCAAGCAGGUGCUCCCUGCGCCAGGCAUAGCAGGAGGGCCACCAUCUGAUGACGAGGAUGGUGUGGAGGAGGCCGGGCCGCCCGUGGUUGCACCAAGUCCCCGCUCCAACGCCAUGCUGGCUGUGAAACAUGGGCUGCUCUAUGUCUAUGGGGGCAUGUUCGAGGCGGGUGACCGCCAGGUCACUCUCAGCGACCUCUAUUGCCUUGACUUGCAGAAGAUGGAGGGGUGGAAGGCCCUGGUGGAGAUGGACCCAGGCACUCAGGAGUGGUUGGAGGAGACUGACACAGAGGAGGAAGAUGACGAGGUGGACGACGGAGAUAACGAGGAGCAAGAGGACGACACGGGAGAGGAGAGCAGUGAGGAGGGCACAGAUGAAGGGCCCCCACCGGUGGAGCACGCUGAGAGCUACGCAGAUUACCUGCCCAGGACAGAGCGGCACUGGGUGGUACGGGCCCGCAAGAGCUUGGGCCCUGAUGCCAAGGAGAAGAAAGUGCUGAGAACUGCUCACGCAAUGGCAAAAACGUUUUUCAAUGACUCGGUUCCAGACCCUACCCUGAGGCAGAAGUCAGACUGAGUGGAGUGAAUGGAAUUCCCUUAGCAUCACUGGGUGUUUCAAAAAAUAAACUGGACUGGUCACGAGGUGGCCACAAAGAUGGUUUUGUACAGUGCCAGUUCCGCCAGCAGUCCUGGCACUUGGAGCCUUUCCUCCUGUAGGGGGGUCUGUGCAGUGCGGAAGCAUGUGGCAGCACCAGUCUUCACUGGCUGGAUGGAGGGCAACGCCUUGCCCGGGAACGGCCCACAGGAAGGGUCUUCUAUGCUAACGCCUCACUGUGCUGUGCUUCGUGUGUAUGGGGAGGGGUCCUUUUGAGAACAAGAAGUUUUUACAGAAGAGUGUUCUGCUCAGCCACAUAUCAUCACCCUGGAGAAUCUCUUUGGUUUCUAAAAAUUAGCAAAACACUUUCCUCGUAACCUUUAAAUAAAGCACCUUUUGGCUGGGCCAGCCUGCUCCUUCCGUUCCACUUGGUUUUGCUCUCUGGGUAUCACAUAAAGUGUUCUUGGGUGUUGGGUUACCAGGCUCUUUGAGACUCCUCCCAGCUUACCCUUGUUGGAGGGAAGUGGGGUAGUAUCUUUCUAGUCCUUCCCCUUGGGCUGAAGGCCAUCCGCACGCGGUACUGCACAGCGAAACCAGGCUCUUCGGGAGGGAGCUGUGAUGUGUUAGCUUGCCAAAGGAACCUGCCCAAGGCUGAUGACCAAAGGCUGCUUCCAUUUGCUUAAUUGGGGGUCAAAAGUCAGGCCUUGAAAUCACACCUGGUGCAGUUUUUUUCCAUUUCAUCUUAGUUUUCAUAUUAGUGUAGAUAUUCUUAGUUUUCAAUAAUGGGGUGGAUAUAAUCUCAGUCAUUCCAUUGAUUACUGUGAUAUUUACUUUAAAAAAGCAUCCUUCGGCCAAAGCAAGAGAAUAGUGGGCAUGCCCACUUCCUGACAGAGAGGGCUUGGGCCUGUGGAAGCUUUAAUGGGGGAAGGAUGAGGGACUGAUUUGCUCCACCAAACCCCUGUCUUCUCAUGGUGCUGGAACGGCCCAGAGUUGGUGUCACCUGGAGCCACCCCACUUACCUGAAACCCAUGGCUGGGUGGCCCGAAGGGCCAGAGGCUGCAAAAGUGCCAGCUCUUCUGAGGAUAGUCUCAGGAACAGCCAGUCCUGCCUGUCUGCAGCAGCAAGUCCUGAGCCCUCCUGUGUGUGGCUCAGGCAUCGCGCGUUAGGGCAGUGUGUCCCCCACCAAGGCUGGGGCUCUGGUCAUUGUGGGAGAGGCAAGUCAGGUGUCACUCAGAGUGGCAACAUCAGCUACCCUCCUGGGACUUAAACAAUGGUGUGCAGUUUGUGCUUGGUGAACGCAUAUGGGUGUGCGUCAGGUUUAACAUCUUUAUCUGUGAUCCCUUCCCUGCAGUGUUGGGUAGUCACCAUCUUUUUCUGUAAAUGUUCUGAACUGAGUCCAGCUGAAACAUCAUGAGGUGGGGCUGAAAAGUUGGGGUGAAUGCAACAGUUGGCCCACGUGUCUGGCCACUGAAGCCCUUCCAGAACUUAAAGCAUUCCACUGAGACCCCUGUCACCCCCAUUCACCCUGCCUACUUCUGACCUCAGUGCUUAGGCUGGGUAGCUGCUGCUUUCGGAGGAAGGAACCAGAAAGUCUGUCGUACCAACACAUUUGUCUGAUAUCGGAGACCAGUCGUCUCAGAGCAGUCUGUAACUGGAUGUGAUUUGAGGGAGAAGAUAGUUUUGACUCAACCAAGUUGAAAGACUUUUUUAAAAAACCCAAGUAACAGACAAGCCUCUGAGCUUCACUGCCAUGACCACAGGCUGGUGGUAAAGAUCCCAUUUGCGCGAAGGAGGCCAAUCAGAACCAGUGAAGAUUAAAUGAACAGGUUUCUGGAACAUGAGCCACCUCUGCUAUUUAAUUUCUGUGAUGACACCACCAGUAAAGGCAUACCUUCAGUGCAGAACAGCAGAGGAGAAGUAAAAAUAAUGAUGUAGGGAAGGAGGCAGGGCCAAGAUGGCAGAGUAGUCACAUGUUUCAUGUGGUCCCUCUUAGAACAAAGACUCAAAAAAAAAAAAAAAAAUGAAUAUAUGUGACAAUCUUGGAGUCCUGAACAUCAAAGACAAAGUUGAGUUGGACUGAGCAGUAGGGGGAGAGAGAAACAGUGCAGAAACAGCGAGGACUUGCCAGACUUGACCUGGCCAACGCCCUGCAGGCUGGAUUGGCCAGCGCUCACGGACUGAGACAAGCAGUUUCACUCAGGAUGCGUUUUCCACACCAGGAGAAACUGAGCGAUGGAAAGUCUACACAGGCCUUUCAGAACCAGGGUACAGCAGCACUAGAUCUGUGAAAAUUAAGUACAAGCAUCUAACCUACCACAUGGGAUCAAAAAAACCCUUCCCUCUCUGAGAAGUACCUUUCUCCCAUUGAGCCACCCCCUACCUGCUCUGCUGCAGUCCUGGUCGGGCUUCGGUGAUCGCCACGCCCCCUGGGCCAGAAGUGGAAUCUGUCAUGUGCCCCAAGCCAUUCUCCCAGCUUUGGAGAGGGAACAACAUAGAAAUAGCAAACAGAAAAAAAUGAUUUGCUGGCUCCCCUAAACCAAGAGCUAAGAGCAGGCACAGCCCCUUUGCCUAGGCACAAUCAUAACGGGUCAGCAGACUUUGAAUGCCUUUCAUAAUUGCGUAGACCUGUGUGGGCCCGUUUCAACAGGGUAGGCCCUCAUUACCACAGUACAACAGGGUACAUACCUGAAGCCUAUUUUCAGCUGCAGCAGCUAAGGGAGAUUGGCAGAUUCGUGACAUUUGACAUCGCCCUACACAUUAAGCAGGGUCCUCACCCUCCCACAUCAGAGGCCUAAGGACUAGGGUCUCUACCCACUUCACCGAGCCACCCAAGGCAGGGAUCUGAGAAUAGGUGGUGCUUCCCAGUCCUUAUAACCAACAGCAUGGGGUGCUCAAAGUUUCACUGCAAAACCCAGUCACCUGUGUGCUUUAGGGAACAGGGACACACCUUCUACCUAAGCACUCAGGGGCAGCUAUCAGCCCCCUACCUUAGCACAUAACCCACUACUGCAGCCAGAUACCUUUGCCUGCUUCAAUCACCCCUACAUAGCCCUGCCCAUCUAGGACUGUAGGUGAGAGCCUACACCACACAUUCAGUGACUCAUGACCUGAACACCUGAGGUGAAUCCACACAAGAAAAUUAAAUGGACUCCUGUACUCAUACCUAGUAGCAGCUUUAACCACCUGGUGACAGGAUGUAAGAACUUCAAAGACACCAAUAAUCAGAGUAGCUCACAUGACCAGUCUAUUUGGGCAUAUCAGAACAAAACAAAAAGCUAAGAGUACCCAAAAACCCAAACCAAACCCAGUGCUGUCGAGUUGAUUCUGACUCAUAGCGACCCUAUAGGACAGAGUAGAACUGCCCCGUAGGGUUUCCAAGGAGCGCCUGGCGGGUUUGAACUGCCAACCCUUUGGUUAGCAGCUGUAGAACUUAACCACUACACCACCAGGGUUUCCAAGACUCAGUAAGCAAACAUAAAUAAAUAUAACUUACUGAUGGCUUGGAGACAAUAGUCAGUAUCAAAUCACAUCAAGAGGCCAACCAGGAUGCCUCCAGCAAGUGACUAAAACAACUGAGAAACCUCCCAGAGGAAGAUAAGAUCUUGGAGUUACUGGAGGUAGAAUUCAGAAGAUUAAUAUACAGAGCUCUUCAAGAGAUCAGGAAGGCGAUCAGGCAAAAUGCAGACCAGGCCAAGGAACACACAGACAAAGCAACAGGGGAACUUAGGAAGACUAUACGAGAGUAUGACAGAUUUAACAGGCUGCAAAAAUCCAUAGAGAGACAGCAAAUAGAAAUCUAAAAGAAAAUAAAAUUUCAGAAUUAGUAGAAACUUAUAGAAGCAGAAUUGAGGCAAUGGAAGUCAAUCAGUGAGAUUGAAGAUAAAGCGCUUGACAACAAUUUAUUUGAGGAAAAAUCAGAUGAAAGAAUUUUAAAAAGUGAAGAAACUCUAAGAAUUAUGUGGGACUCUAUCAAGAGAAAUAAUCUACAAGUGACUGGAGUACCAGGAUGGCGGGGCAGGGCGGGGAAUAACAGAAAAUACAGAGAGAGUUGUUGAAGAUUUGUUGGCAGAAAACUUCUGUGAUAAUUGUGAAAGAUGAGAAGAUACCUAUCCAAGAUGCUCAUCGAACCCCACACAGGGUACAUCUCAAAAGAAAGUCACAAAGACAAACUUGCCAAAACCAAAGAUAAUGACAGAAUUUUGAGAGCAGCUAAGAAUAAACAAGCCAUCUACAAAGGAGAGUCAGUAAGACUAAGCUUUGACUACUUGGCAGAAAUCAUGUAGGCAAGAAGGCAAUGGGAUGACAUGUAUAAAGCAUUGAAGGAAAACAAAAUUGCCACCCAGGAAUUAUAUAUCCAGCAAAACUGUCUCUCAAAUGAUGAUGAAAUUAGGGCAUUUACAGGCAAACACAAGUUUAGGGAAUUUGUAAAAACAAAAGCAAAAUUACAAGAAAUACUAAAGGGAGUUCUCCGGUUAGAGAAUAACAUCAGACAACAACCCAAGACUAAAACACAGGACAGAACAACCAGGUAUCAACCCAGAUAGGAAAGUCACAGAAAUAAAUCAAAGCUAAACACUGAAAAUAGGGAAACAGACAUCAAUUUGUAAAAGAUGACAACAUUAAAACAAAAAAAGGACUAAAUAAUGUAGUCAUAGAACUUUCGUAUGGAGAGGAAGUCAAGGCAAUAUCAAGAAAUAAAAGAUUGGCAUAAAUUUAGAAAAACAGGUAAUUACUAAUGUAACCACAAAGGAAACUAAUAAUCCUGCACAUCAAAAUAAAAAGCAAGAAAAACAAAGACUCAGCAAUUAUGAAAUCAACAACAAUGAAAAAAAAAGUAAAGAAAAUACAUAAAGAAAAAUACAUAAA